AUGAUUGUGCUGGCUUCAGAGCCUGCACCAGAGGCCGAAGGGGCAGCCUCCGCGCCACCGCCCACUCCAAAGCCUGUUCCAGAGGCCGAGGGGGCGGCCUCUGCACCACCGCCCACUCCAGAGCCUGUUCCAGAGGCCGACGGGGCGGACUCCGUGCCACUGCCCACUCCAGGACCUGUUCCAGAGGCCGACGGGGCAGCCUCCGCGCCACUGCCCACUCCAAAGCCUGUUCCAGAGGCUGACAGGGCAGUCUCCGCACCACCACCCACUCCAGAGCCUGUUCCAGAGGCCAAGGGGGCAGCCUCCGCGCCACCGCCCACUCCAGAGCCUGUUCCAGAGGCCGACGGGGCGGCCUCCGCGCCACUGCCCACUCCAGGACCUGUUCCAGAGGCCGAUGGGGCAGCCUCCACGCCACUGCCCACUCCAAAGCCUGUUCCAGAGGCCGAUGGGGCAGCCUCCACGCCACUGCCCACUCCAGAGCCUGUUCCAGAGGCCGACAGGGUGGCCUCCACACCACUGCCCACUCCAGAGCCUGUUCCAGAGGCCGAGGGGGCGGCCUCCGUGCCACUGCCCACUCCAGAGCCUGUUCCAGAGGCCGAGGGGGCGGCCUCCGCACCACUGCCCACUCCAGGACCUGUUCCAGAGGCUCACGGGGCAGCCUCCGCACCACUGCCCACUCCAAAGCCUGUUCCAGAGGCUGACAUGGUGGCCUCUGCUCCACUGCUCGCUACUGCUAGGUACUGA
This is a messenger RNA of Neoarius graeffei (lesser salmon catfish), 744 nucleotides long. RefSeq lists its product as uncharacterized. Lineage: Eukaryota; Metazoa; Chordata; Actinopteri; Siluriformes; Ariidae. The record is from RefSeq and is a predicted model, not a curated record. The coding region runs from base 1 to 744 and encodes 247 amino acids. The transcript has 2 exons.